CGCGCCCAAAACGGAUAAAACUCAAAAACUAGCAGGCAAAGCUACAGCGGCUAAUGGCUUCACUUCACUCAUACUCCUCUCUCUCUCCUCUCUCCCCAUCUCCUGACCACUGCCCAAUCAAGCCUCCCUUCAUCCCCUUCGUUUCCCGCACCGUUGCUGUUCUUAACCUAGGCUCGGCACCGGCGGAAGAAGGGAAAAAUCCCAUCUCUAGUGCUGUUUCUGGAGGCCGAGAGGGAGGCAGGGACCAGCGGAGGGCAGUGAGAAUUGCUUGGGAGAAGCUGGUUCGCUGGUCCCGCUCGUGGCGCUCUAAGGCCAGGAGCGACGUUCUCGAGCAGACGAAGAAGGUUGCGGUUCUUGGUGGGGGAUCCUUUGGUACCGCAAUGGCAGCGCAUUUAGCGGGUAAGAAGGCCGAGAUGGAGGUGGCUAUGCUUGUCAGAGAUGAACAAUGUUGCCAUCUAAUUAAUGAAACUCAUCACAAUUGCAAGUACUUCCCUGAUUUUAAGCUUCCAGAUAAUGUAGUGGCAACCACCAGUCCAAAGGAUGCUUUACUAGGAGCUGAUUUUUGUUUGCAUGCUGUGCCAGUUCAGUUCAGUUCGUCAUUUCUUGAAGGAAUUUCCUGGCAUGUUGAUCCAAAUCUGCCUUUCAUCUCUCUUAGCAAAGGCUUGGAAUUAAAUACCUUAAGGAUGAUGUCCCAGAUAAUCCCUCAAGCACUAAAAAAUCCUCGCCAGCCAUUCAUUGUGCUUUCAGGCCCUUCUUUUGCAGUGGAACUGAUGAAGAAAUUGCCUACAGCAAUGGUUGCGGCUUCAAAAGAUAAAAAGCUUGCAAAUGCUGUUCAGCAACUGUUGGCUUCCCCUAAUCUGAGGAUAAGCUCGUCCAGUGAUGUUACAGGAGUAGAAAUAACAGGUGCGUUGAAGAACGUUCUUGCUAUAGCAGCUGGUAUCGUAGAGGGUAUGAAUCUUGGAAAUAAUUGUAUGGCUGCCCUUGUUGCACAAGGUUGUUCGGAGAUAAGAUGGCUAGCGACUAAGAUGGGAGCGAAGCCUACAACACUGACCGGCCUUUCUGGAUCUGGUGACAUUAUGCUUACAUGUUUUGUAAAUCUUUCACGGAAUAGGACUGUUGGACUGCGUCUUGGAUCAGGGGAAAGACUUGAAGACAUUCUAAAUUCAAUGAAUCAGGUGGCAGAAGGUGUAUCAACUGCUGGUGCUGUUAUUGCGCUUGCUCAGAAAUAUCACGUUAAAAUGCCAGUGCUUACUGCUGUUGCUCGUAUAAUUGAUAACGAAUUAACUCCAAAAAAAGCUGUUAUGGAGUUAAUGAGCUUACCUCAGGUUGAAGAAGUUUAAAGCAAAUGCAACUGGGGAAGUUUUAUUUUUUUUUUAUUUUACUGAAGACUUGAAAAAAUACAUCCCUUUGUUCAACUUACGUGAAGUUCAGGAGCCUUUUUGGGACAAAAUGCACAUGCAUGGUCUUCUUUUCCUGCAAAAUUUGCAGAAGCUUGAACUUACCGUUAAUCUUAAUGAAUACUCUUUAAACAUGAACGAAAUCACCUCAGCAUUGAAAGGGCUAUUUCAUCAUGAUUUUUUACAUUAACGUCGGUAUAUUUUGUAAAAUGUUUAAGAGGUUGUUAAAGAAGUAAUUUGAUGAGUUUUCUA
Dendrobium catenatum is the source of this 1649-nucleotide messenger RNA. Its product is annotated as glycerol-3-phosphate dehydrogenase [NAD(+)], chloroplastic. Gene Ontology annotation, cellular component: cytosol; glycerol-3-phosphate dehydrogenase (FAD) complex. Gene Ontology annotation, molecular function: NAD binding; glycerol-3-phosphate dehydrogenase [NAD(P)+] activity. NCBI's taxonomy places the organism in Eukaryota, Viridiplantae, Streptophyta, Magnoliopsida, Asparagales, Orchidaceae. Gene Ontology annotation, biological process: carbohydrate metabolic process; glycerol-3-phosphate catabolic process. The transcript has 9 exons. The record is from RefSeq and is a predicted model, not a curated record. Bases 54 to 1340 code for a protein of 428 amino acids.